AUGCCUGAUGAGACCUUUCGCUUCCUUGACCUUCCUAAGGAGGUCAGGUUCAUGGUGUACGAAAAUCUUCCUCGGAUCAUCAGUAAUACGACAAUCGAGCCUCACCCCAGUGACUACUGGGCUCUUCGACACCAGCCAUCUUUCACACUCAUCCACCGCAGCACUCACACUUCUAUUCUCCGAGUCUGCAAGGAAAUUCACGAAGAAGCAGCGCCGCUCAUUCACAAGACGAUCCGAAAUUUCAUCCUUGAGGCAUCGCCCAAGGUUGCAGGCAUCAUCGAUCCCUACACCCACGCCAAAUCCCUAACACCGAUUAUAAGAGCUGCAGCACGCGACUAUGCUCACCUCCGCUCAAGAUUGGAUCUCGUUCCAGUUGGCCAACACGCUACUCCGGGGGCUCUUGUCAACUACGAGAGCAGAACAUCCAAGUUCCUCCAACACCUUGCCGAAGCUCCCAAAACCACUGCGGAUUUGGAUUUAUCAGACUUGCCCGAAAAACCUCCUGAGGACAAGGAUGUAUUCUUACCCGGCAGCAUAACUACAAAUGUGCCCUCUUUCCCACACUACAGGAUCAGCGAAGCCGAGAAACGCACGAUACGCACUUUCAUCACCACGGCCUCGAUACAACUCCUCUACCACCACAUCAAGCGCAUGUCCCACCCAACGCUCAGCAACCCCUCCAUCGAGUUCGUACGCAUCUGGAAUCGCGAGGCAAUGGCCGAGCUUCCAGAAGUCUAUUACGGACUGGUGUGCGAGAUGGACUUCGUGACGGCCUUUACUGUCAUGGGUUGGGGUUUCCGCUCCAAGUGCUAUGACUUCGGCGUCGAUAUCGUACUCGGGGGGUACGUGCCGAUAAGCAAUGGCCAGCGGCCGUUGCUAAAGCAAGAUGCUUUGGUCACCUUGCCGACAAAAUAUGGGCAUGUGAGUAGAGUUAUCACUCCGGGAGCUGGCAGAGUGAUGAGAUUGGUAGAACCUAUGCCGGAGAAGAUGUGGAGGGAUGGAUGGCUUUCGAAUGAGUAG
Messenger RNA from Alternaria ventricosa, 1020 nucleotides. RefSeq lists its product as uncharacterized. The transcript has a single exon. The coding region runs from base 1 to 1020 and encodes 339 amino acids. The record is from RefSeq and is a predicted model, not a curated record. NCBI's taxonomy places the organism in Eukaryota, Fungi, Ascomycota, Dothideomycetes, Pleosporales, Pleosporaceae.